AUGGCUUUCAAGAAAUACUCUUUCAAAGACCAUUUGGCCAGGUUAUUGUUUAGGGACUCUUUAGCCACACGCUCGUACACGGCAGCCGCCUUAGAGUAUUGCUGGAUAGUGCUGUCGCAGUACAAGUCUGCAGCCUUGAGAGCGAACUUGUUGGCCAGAGCUGAGGCCGAAUCGCCUUUGUACCAUUCGCUAGCGUCCUCAUUAGCAGCUUGGACAUACAAGUCUCCGGCCUCUUCGUAUCUGGACUGCUGGGACGAUCCGAAGAACGAGGAGAAUCCCCCCACUUUCUUACACUUCUUGUCGGCCUGCACUGGCUCCUCCACCACCGUUACAAAUACCAGCGGCUCCGUACUUGCCGCCUUCCUGGGUCAACACAGACAGCAAGGUGACAAUGACUCUGGCACCAGAGCAGCCCAAAGGAUGGCCAAUGGCAACAGCUCCUCCGUAGACGUUGACUUUAGCCAGGUCGAGAUCCAAAAGCUUGGCGUUGGCAAGACCAACAACAGAGAACGCCUCGUUGAAUUCGAAGUAGUCAAUGUCCUUCAGCUCCAAUCCGGCGUGCUUGACGGCCUUAGGAACAGCCAAAGAUGGGGCAGUGGUGAAGUCGACUGGGGCGUGUGCAGCGUCUCCCCAACCAAUGAUCUUGGCAAUUGGCUUCAAUCCCAGCUCUGCAACCUUUCUGGCACUGACAAGAACAACAGCAGCACCUCCGUCGUUGAUAGGAGAGGCAUUUGGAGCAGUGACGGUUCCGUCUUGCUUGAACACGGUUCUGGCACUUCUCAGCUUGGCCUCGUUCAACUUGGAGGUCUCCUCGUCGAUCUCAACAACGGUGUCUGGCUUGCCUCUGGUACCCUUGAUGGUGAUUGGGGCGAUCUCGGCCUUAAACUUGCCGUUAGCAUGGGCCUUCUGGGCCUUCUUGUACGACUGGAUGGCAAAGUCGUCCUGCUCCUCUCUGGAAAUGUUGUGGUCAGCGGCACACUUUUCAGCUGCCACACCCAUGGCUUUUCCGUCACCGCCACGCGCAGCAGGAACGUAGUAAGGGGUGUUGGUCAUCGACUCAGCACCUCCAGCAACAACAAUAUCGCCGGAGCCGGUAAGAAUGUGUUGGGUUCCAAGAAUAAUGGCCUUCAUAGCAGAGGCACAAACCUUGUUGAUGGUGGUGGCAGGAGUGUUCUCCCCGAGCCCAGCCUUCAAAGCAACCUGUCUGGCAGGAGCCUGGCCAACAUUGGCCUGCAAAACGUUACCAAAGAAGAUCUCCUCCACGUCGGUGGGUUUGAUCUCAGGAACCUUGGCCAACGCAGCCUUCACUGCGUGGGCUCCCAGGUCAACAUACGACUGGGACGACAAGGUACCUUGGAAAGAGCCAAUAGGCGUACGGGCAGCGGCAACGAUAUAAACGUGUUCUUUAGACAUAGUUAUUAG
Molecule: messenger RNA, 1422 nt
Organism: Ogataea philodendri
Lineage: Eukaryota; Fungi; Ascomycota; Pichiomycetes; Pichiales; Pichiaceae
Exons: 4
Coding region: 1-1422 (473 amino acids)
Source: RefSeq, a predicted model, not a curated record